GUGCUUUUGGAGUCUUGCAUUGCAUUGCAUCAUCCAUAGCCAAAAAAACAAAAUCCCUCUCUCUGCUCUGCAAAGAGUGUGGGUCUGUUCCUGCCCUUUUAUCUCUGCAUCCAUGUCGCCCACACACUUCGUGGCUUUCAACUCCAAAGAUUCACUUUUGUUCUAAAUUCCCUUUUUUUCUACUCUUCUUUUUCGCGGGUCUUUCUUCCUCCACAAUUUCCUGCUUCAAUUUUGGAGCUUCAGCAGAUCUUUUUGCAGAGAUUCUUGUGUAGGCAGUUAUAGAUUUUUCCUUUUUCUUUUUAAAAUUUUUCCUUUGGUUAUGUCUUUCUAUUUUUAUUUUUUUUUACCCGAGACAAGACAGCGACUGAGACUGUUGGUUGUAGAUCUUGAACUUGGUUUUUUUAACGUGUUCAUGUUUUUCCAAUGAUUCACUUCCAACCUUAUCACUGUCUCCCCAACUCUUUCUUCCAAUUCUCUGUUUUAACCAUCCUCUGCUAACUGAGCAAAUAUAAAAAAAACUUGGUGGGUUUGAACUGUUUGCUUGAAAUUUCAAAUUUUGGAACACAUGUUCCAUGAAAGCUACCUCCAAUUGUUAAAGACAUUAGGGUUUUUUGGGUGUUAAAGUUGUGAAGACAGAGUUUAGAGAGAGAGAAGCUUUUGAAGUUUGAAUUGGUCAGUCAGCAAAAUUGGGACUCAGAAAAACUGUGGGUGACUGGGAUUCUCUUUCUCAGUGGAAAUAUAAUUUGCAAAGUGAGGUUCUCUGAAUUGUGUUGGACACGUGGCAGUUAAUUUUUCUUCUGGUUCCAGCUUUGCUGUGAUCAUAUAUGCCUUUUAAGUCCUCAAUAUGCUAAAUUUGGGAAAAAUUACACGGAUGCAGCAAUCUUGCAGUGAAAAAGUUGUGUGAGAUGAUUACAUUCAUGGAUUCAAAGGAGAAAUCAAAAGAGGUGGAGAGGUGUUUGGAUCCUCAGCUAUGGCAUGCGUGUGCAGGAGGGAUGGUGCAGAUGCCAGCAGUGAAUACUAAAGUGUAUUACUUUCCUCAGGGCCAUGCUGAGCAUGCAUGUGGACCAGUUAACUUCAGGGCUUGUCCCAAGGUUCCACCUUUGGUUCCAUGCAAAGUGGUAGCUAUCAAAUACCUGGCUGAUCCUGAGACUGAUGAGGUCUAUGCUAAACUCAGGCUUGUUCCUAUGAAUACUAAUGAUGUUGAUUAUGACCGUGAUGCUGUUGGGCCUGAAACUCAGGAAAAGCCUGCUUCAUUUGCAAAGACCUUGACCCAAUCUGAUGCUAACAAUGGUGGGGGGUUUUCUGUUCCUAGAUAUUGUGCCGAGACAAUUUUCCCUCGUUUGGAUUACUCCGCUGACCCUCCUGUUCAGAACAUCCUCGCCAAGGAUGUUCAUGGUGAAACAUGGAAAUUCAGGCACAUUUAUAGGGGCACGCCGAGGCGGCAUCUAUUGACUACUGGAUGGAGUACUUUUGUGAAUCACAAGAAGCUUGUUGCUGGGGACUCAAUUGUGUUUCUGAGAGCUGAAAAUGGGGAUCUAUGUGUUGGGAUUCGCCGAGCGAAGAAGGGUAUUGGUGGUGGACCUGAGGCUUCUUCAGGGUGGAACCCUGCAGGUGGAAAUUGUGCCGGGCCUUAUGGUGGGUUUUCGCCCUUUUUGAGGGAGGAUGAGAGCAGGAUCCUCAGAAAUGGUAACAGCAAUGGGAUGAAUCCAAGUGUGAGCAUGAUGGGGAGGGGAAAAGUGAGGCCAGAAGCUGUAAUUGAAGCAGCAACUCUUGCCGCCAAUAAGCAGCCCUUUGAGGUUGUUUACUUCCCUCGGGCUAGUACUCCCGAGUUUUGUGUGAAGGCCCCAUUAAUUGAAACAGCACUGCAGAUAAGGUGGUGUUCUGGAAUAAGGUUCAAGAUGGCCUUUGAGACAGAGGACUCUUCGCGAAUAAGUUGGUUUAUGGGAACGAUAUCUUCAGUUCAGGUUGCUGAUCCUCUUAACUGGCCUAACUCACCUUGGAGGCUUCUCCAGGUUACAUGGGAUGAACCAGAUUUACUUCAGAAUGUAAGAAGAGUGAGCCCAUGGCUGGUUGAAUUGGUAUCAAGCAUGCCUGCCAUUCAUGCUUCCCCUUUCUCACCACCACGGAAGAAACUGAGAUUGCCUCAACACCCGGAUUUCCCCCUUGAUGGCCAGAUUCCUGUUCCAACAUUUCCCGGCAACCUUCUAGGUCCCAGCAACACCAAUCCAUUUGGUUGUCUACCCGAAAGUACUCCUGCUGGCAUGCAGGGAGCCAGGCAUGCUCAUUAUGGUCUAUCCUUAUCAGAUCACCUCAAUAAAGUGCAGUCAGGUCUACUUCCAGUUGGGUUCCCGCCUCUUGAUCAUGCUGCUAUGCGGAUGAGGGUCUCCAAUAACCUCAUAUUGCAAAAGCCCAGGAUGAGUGAGAAUAUCUCUUGCUUACUAUCUAUGGCAAAUUCGACGCAGUCUUCAAAGCAACUGAAUGAUGGGAAGACAACCGAGCUUGUGCUUUUCGGCCAAAAAAUUCUCACAGGGCAACCGAUCUCUCAGAGCAGCUCUGGUGAUACAGUCUCCCCAGUUCCUACUGGAAACUGUUCAUCAGAUGGAAAUGCUGAUAAAGUGACUAAUUUUUCUGAUGGUUCUGGAUCUGCUCUUCAUCAACAAGGCCAACACGAACGCUCCUCUUGUGAUAGGUUCCAGUGGUAUAGGGAUAACUGCCAAGAAACUGAGACUAGUUUGGAGACUGGUCACUGUAAAGUUUUUAUGGAAUCAGAAGACGUUGGGCGGACUAUGGACCUCUCGUUGCUCAGGUCAUACGAUGAACUGAACAGAAAGCUGGCAGACAUGUUUGGCCUAGAAAAAUCUGAGAUGUUAAGUCAUGUGCUCUAUCGGGAUGUAACUGGGGUCGUAAAGCACAUUGGCGAUGAACCUUUCAGUGACUUCACAAGAACAGCAAAGAGGUUGACAAUUCUAAUGGAUUCCGGAAGCGACAAUGUAAGAGUUUAGUGAAGCAAAAAAAUAAGCCAUUCUUUCAAUUGUACAGAUGGUUCAUGAAGUCAUCUAUUCCCGUUUCUGACCCUUUACACCCUUCCUGGAGCAAUGGAAGGAGGCAGUCUCAUCUAAUUUUUGAAUAUCAAACUCUCCAGAUAAAUGUUUCUAGUCUAUCUCAAAGGGGAUGUUUGGAUUUUGAAAUUUUGGUUGGAGUGAUCAUAACUUGUGUUUUUCCUUUUUUUUUUUUGGUUUUAAAUUUUAUUUUAUCCUUUGUCUACACGAGUUUUCUUUUUAAAUUUUGUUGGGAGGAAAAGGUGGUAGAGGAGGAUUGGGUUGUAUGUAGUAAAAAUACAAAAGUAUUCAAUUUGAAUCUUGCUCCUGUAUUUGCCUGUUCAGGUUGUACCAUUUUCUUCUUGUUGCGGCCUAUAAAGUUUUUACAGUUACAAUUUAAUCUUGCAUUAAAUGUAAUUCUAUGGCUGAAAAUUUAUGUACAUCUCUCC
Messenger RNA from Abrus precatorius (Indian licorice), 3487 nucleotides. RefSeq names its product auxin response factor 18-like. Gene Ontology annotation, cellular component: nucleus. Bases 906 to 3002 code for a protein of 698 amino acids. Gene Ontology annotation, biological process: response to hormone; regulation of DNA-templated transcription. The record is from RefSeq and is a predicted model, not a curated record. NCBI's taxonomy places the organism in Eukaryota, Viridiplantae, Streptophyta, Magnoliopsida, Fabales, Fabaceae. Gene Ontology annotation, molecular function: protein binding; DNA binding. The transcript is spliced from 4 exons.